Messenger RNA from Pichia membranifaciens NRRL Y-2026, 2922 nucleotides. RefSeq lists its product as hypothetical. NCBI's taxonomy places the organism in Eukaryota, Fungi, Ascomycota, Pichiomycetes, Pichiales, Pichiaceae. Bases 1 to 2922 code for a protein of 973 amino acids. The transcript has a single exon. The record is from RefSeq and is a predicted model, not a curated record.
AUGACGUUGUAUUGGAGAAACACUACUCUCAACCAGCUUUUAGGAAGUGUUGAACGACCGAAAGACCACCCUCUAGAUGUUUACAUGGCCAUAGAAAAGCUCUCUGUUGAAGAGUAUGCUUUUGGUGCAAAAACUCAUAUCCCUAAGUUUUCAGUUCACAACGAAAGAUCGCUGCAAAACUUCCUAUCGACAAUCAACUCAAAGUUGGGAAGAAGAGUUUAUGUUUCAUGUGAUGGGCUACUCAAUUUAGGUAUUGUGCUAAGUGUCGAAACAGGCUACUUAGUACAUAUAAGCUCGACCGCAAAUAUCGAAAAUAACUUUAUUUUUGGUUUAGCUAGCAACGUUAAUAGCGUUUUGAAAAAUAUUGUCAAAAGCUGUGAUUUCAAAGGAGAGCCACCAGUAGAUAUAGCACUCGUCAAAAAGUGGAUUAAAGUUUUGUACUUGGAGAAUAAAUUUGAGCUGAAAAUUAACCGAUAUCGACCUAGCUUUCAUAUAGAGUACAAUACGGAACUAGCUCUAGAAAAACCUAUAUUACCAUUGAAGCAUGAGGUGGGAAUCAUGAACCUUUAUGUUGAGCCUAACCCAUUGGUGCCGAUUCUCAACUCCUAUCAGUGUGACUUUUGUCUGAAGUCACUGGCAAAAAUCAAGCACGUGAUGGUCCAUAUCAAUGAAAAUCAUCAAGUACCGACCGGUUUUAAAUCCAAUGAUUUUAUUUCUUUCUCUCAUAGUCAAAUGACUCCAAAAGGCCACAUUACAGUUUUGGUGAGUGAAGGUUUUAUUAAACUCGAGAAAAUUAUUAUUUCAGCUCAUAGAAAAAAAGUACCAGCUUAUUUUGUGCCAGAGUCCGUACCUAAGUGGAAAAAUCAAGACUUGGAACUCAGCCACAAUAAACUAGAAUAUACUAUAAAUGAAAUAUCUGAAUUUGAUGAAAUGUUCAAUUUUAAUUGCAUUGUCAAUUUCAUUAAUAAUUUAAAAAUGAAUGACAUCAAUUACUACCUUGACUACUGCAAAGUUGACGAAAGAUAUCGGCUGAUUAAAAACUUUUUAACCAAAAUUCUGUUCAAUAUAAUUGUUUGUCAGACUAGAAAAUAUGAGUUUGAUACUACGCUUACUAGCCAUAGGGAAAGGACUCUCAAAUUCUAUAUAUCAUCUGCUUCACGGCCAUCUUUCGUUUUUGGAAAAAUAUCCAAUCCUCAAAGAAUACUAAACUAUGCUAAAGCAAUCUCAGAAGGGUUAAUCAUUCUAUUUGGCUCUCUAAAUCUUAAAAGGCAAAAGAUUAAUUUAAAUUGCGAAAUACCUGACUAUAAAGUGCAUUUCUCCAGCUCUCAGAAAAAGCUGCUCAAAGAAAUUUUCAAGUACGUUGUGGCCAACUACAAAAACAAAGAAGUGAGAAUGUUUGAUGACGAAGAGCUGAAAGAUACCGGACUAAAGUUAGAACUUGAAGGGGACGUGCUAUUUUUCUGGAAUAACCUUAGCAAGUUUUUCAUUAACAUAUCACUUCAAAUGGAGGGGAGGCACACUCCGUUGCAGACCAUAUUCUGUCUUUCAACGUGCAACUACGACUUUUGUAUGAAAAAAUUGAAUUUUCAUCGGCCGCCCAAGAGGUCACGAACUUUCAAAGCUCUGUUAUAUAUAAUAAGACUCAGUUUUUUGAGUUCGAUAAACAAAAAAACUGAUGAGUAUUACAACGCUCGGAUAACUGAAGCUACAAUCAAAGGUGGUCUUAGAAAAAUCAUGGAAAAGCUUUAUUAUCCUACAUUGUAUUACUUUUUAAAACGAAAAGCUGCAAUGUUGCAACCUUUCUUCAAUGCCGAAAAGUACACCUAUGUUCACCCGGUUUCAUUCAAAGACAAGUUAGUAGGAUGCAAAAUAUUGGGAUUAUUCAGUGUCAACAUAAUGCUGAAUAAAUCAAUUGAGUACAUCAAGGCUGAGAUCAUGUAUAUUAGAAGAUUUAGUGAAAUUCAAUGCGAUUUUGAUGAUGAUGAUUCUAUACGCAGAGUCUUGGAGGACUAUAGUGAGGAUACUAAUAAUAGACGUAUGUGGCCCUUGCGAAAGCAGAAAGAACAUGAUCCUAGUUAUGUUGAAAACAUGCUCACAAAGGAUUUCCGAAGAUCCAUAUCAGGAAUCACAUGUUUGCUAAUAGGUUACUUGGUGAUAACCAACAAGCCAUUAUCAAGAUUUAGCGAGUAUUUGAAUAUUAAAACCGAUGCUUUGGAAUUUAAGAAUAACUUGUUAUCUAUCUCAACAGAAGAGUUCAACUUUACAGUGGAUGAUGAAAGCGUUGUGCGCUAUUUUAAAUACUAUCAAGUUAUUAGAAUAUUUUUGUUAAAGGUUGAUGAAAAAAUCGAUGAUAGCUUUUUUUUUCUAAAACUUGAUUAUGUGAAACCAAAGACGUUUUUUGAUUUGAUGGGUAGCAGAUAUACUACUUAUAGAUAUUUUUGCUCUUUUCUAAAGGCUUGUCAUGAAAAGAAUAAUUAUAGAGGUGAGAGGUUUUCUAAAAAUUGGAUAGAGAUUGUUAGGCAUGGAUUAAGAGAGAGAAGCGAAGGAUAUUUAGUCAUAAACUUGAAGUUGAUAGCUCCAGAUCAUCAAAAGUUUGUGGGUAGUGAAGAUGCACCAAAUGUUGACCCCAGAUCUUAUCUACCAAUUGAUGAGGAUUUCAGUUUGAAAGAUAUUAUUGAAAGUGGAUUUCUGGAUUACAACUUUGCCGACGAGGAGGAUGUCGAAGAUGAUCAGGAUUCCGAUCUAACCACAGCAAAUAUAGCUGGCACGGAAAACAAGGGUAACCAAGACAACUUUGAUGAUAUCAAUGACUACGAUGAAGAAGGUGAUGACGAUAAAUCUAAUAAGGAAGAUUAUGAAACGAUGAUUAAUCGUAUAAAAAUGCAACUUCAAAGCCAAACUGAAAAGAAAAGUAAGCAUUAG